UGCACCACUUCCCUCAGCAUACAAUCCAACAUGACCCGAGUCCUGUUGACCGGAGGCAGCGGCUUCAUUGCCGCACACACUCUCGAUGUCCUGCUAGCACACGGCCACAGCGUCGUCACCACAGUCCGCAGCCAGGACAAGGCAGACAAGGUCGCCGAGUCGUUCAAGAGCCAGGUGGAAAAGGGCCAGCUGAGCUUUGCCAUUGUUGCAGACAUUGCACAGCCCGAUGCCUUUGACCAGGCCGUGGUUUCAGACCCUCCUUUCGAGGCGGUACUCCACACUGCGAGUCCAUUCCACUUCAAUGUGACAGACAUCAAGAAAGACCUCCUCGACCCGGCCGUCAUCGGAACCACAGGCAUACUCAAGUCCAUCAAGAAGAAUGCGCCCACAGUAAAGCACGUCGUCAUCACCUCGUCCUUUGCCUCCAUCGUCGACGGAUCCAAAGGCAACUGGCCAGGCCACGUCUACACCGAGGAGGACUGGAAUCCCAUUACGCCGGAACAGGCCCUCGAAAACCCCAUGUACGGAUACCGCGCAAGCAAGACGUUUGCAGAGAAGGCGGCGUGGGAAUUCGUCGGAAAGGAGAAGCCAAACUUUAGCCUAUCCACCAUCAACCCGCCCUUGGUCUUUGGGCCCAUUUCACAUCCUCUCGAAAGCCUCGACAACAUGAACACAUCCAAUCAGCGCGUCCUCGGCGCUGCCCAGGGCAAGUUCAAAGACGAGAUUCCUCCCACCGGUGUGCACUUGUGGGUCGACGUCCGCGAUGUUGCCGAGGCCCACGUGGCGGCCAUGGAGAAGCCAGAGGCGGCCAACAAGCGCUUCUUGGUCUCUGCCGGCUUCUUCUCCAACAAGGAAAUGUGCCAGAUCAUCAAGAAGAACUUUCCAGAGUUCAAGGACCUGCCCAGCGACACGACGCCCGGCGGCGACUAUCCCGAGGGCACGCCCGACACGGGACUGUACAAGCAGAGCAACCAGCGCUCCAUUGACGUCCUCAGCCUACAGUACAAGACGUUUGAGCAGUCCAUAGUCGACACGGUCAAGUCAUUCCAGCAGAAGGGAUUGUAGACGAUGCUGUGGAAUGCGCAUUCGGUUAUUCGAUUGGCUACGUAGACUAUCUAGCUUGUGCUGUUGCAGCAACGCGUCUGCUUCCAUUGCAGCUGUAUUGACCUAGACAAUGCCUUGUUAGCGCAUGAAGCGACUAGAGAUGGACAAUGCGACAUGAAUUUCAGCAAUCAGCCUGUUGAGCUU
Messenger RNA from Exserohilum turcica Et28A, 1248 nucleotides. RefSeq lists its product as uncharacterized. The record is from RefSeq and is a predicted model, not a curated record. The transcript is spliced from 3 exons. Gene Ontology annotation, molecular function: oxidoreductase activity, acting on the CH-OH group of donors, NAD or NADP as acceptor. NCBI's taxonomy places the organism in Eukaryota, Fungi, Ascomycota, Dothideomycetes, Pleosporales, Pleosporaceae. The coding region runs from base 31 to 1065 and encodes 344 amino acids.